UUUUAAUGGGUUUAGUCGUUGUUUGAAAAUAAGUUAUGAAAAGCGUGCAACUGUUGUGGAUUAUAUCAGUAAUUAUUUUGGAUUUUACAGUUAGAUAUAUCCUAACAGAUACCCGAUGUAUGAAUCUCCGAAAGACGACUGUCGAGUUCACAUUGACGGAGACGAUCACUGUAAUCUGGAAUGCCUCCUUUAGUCUUUGUUCCCAGUCCUGUUUCGGAAAUGAUGUUUGCAUUGGGAUCAUAUAUUCGAACACUCUUGAGAAAUGCCGGCUACAGAGGCUAUCGUCCUCAGGAGUGGGAACACAAAUUGACGCAGAUGCCGUAUUCUUUGAAAUUUUUGAAAAAAGAAUACGAAAAUUCAAUCCUGCCAGUUGUUUUGAGAUUAAGAAAUGCUCCCCUUCCUCUAACGACGGCGAGUAUUGGUUAUUCCCAGAAAGGUUUGACAGGCAGACACCCUUAAAGAUUUACUGUCAUAAUAUGACGUCACCGGACACUGCGACUGAGUAUGUCACACUGCCCAAAGAGAACUACUUUAUAAGGCAUGAUAGUACUCACUGGAGAGAGGCGGAUCAAAUGUGUAGCAGGAAUUCCAAUCCUUUGAUGAGGACGGUCUUUUCUAAGAUAAAAAUAGAUAUUAAGUCAUUGAGCAUUAAGCAGGACGACUUCACAUUUGCUAAUACCACUGGUGUCAGUGCGGUAGAGAACGUGCCGUUUGGGACGACUUACGAUUGCACCGCUACCAAGACCUGGUAUUAUGCAAACAAUCAACCAUGCCAGCUUUUUGCAAGAUUUCAGAUAGAUCUGCAAGGAACUGGGGUAGCUAUUUCAAAAUCGACUACAUGGGGAAUUCUUGCAAAUGACGAAGAAGUGCUGGAAUUAAGUCGGUCUCCAGAUUCUACUAGAGUGACUUGCCAUUUGAUUGGUUGGUGUGCUGAAUGUUUUCCGAAAACUAACAUAACUGUAGAACCAAUGCAUGGAUCAGUUGUUUAUUAUCAUACUGCUAAGAGAAUUACCUGCGAUGAAAUAGAGGGUAUUCCGUGAAAACUGGAUAGUCCUGAACUCAUAGAUUAUGUACUACAUGUACUUAUUUAAUGAUUGGAUAAAAAAAUCGUUCAUACUCGUUUUUAUAGUCUUUGAACUGUCAUAACAAAAGGUUUAAUGUCUACAAAAUAUUGUGCAAAAAUACUUCGUCUUGAAACUUAUGGAAACGAUCAUUCUGAUGCUGUACGAGGGUCGUUCAAUAAAUAAUGCGAAAGGUAAUCUAAAAAUUAAAAAAAAAUGUAUUACGUAUUCUUAUUUUUUUUCUCACUAAAUGAUACCCCCGACUCCUAAUUGAUUAUAAUAGCGAAUUCCAUGUUUUGCUCUGGUAGACCUGAAAUUUUUAUUAAAUUUCACCAGUGGUAUAUGAGCAGUUGUGGAUAAAAGAUGGGUACUCCAAAA
Messenger RNA from Saccostrea cuccullata (small rock oyster), 1439 nucleotides. Its product is annotated as A disintegrin and metalloproteinase with thrombospondin motifs 9-like. Bases 36 to 1040 code for a protein of 334 amino acids. The record is from RefSeq and is a predicted model, not a curated record. Gene Ontology annotation, molecular function: zinc ion binding; metalloendopeptidase activity. The transcript is spliced from 6 exons. Lineage: Eukaryota; Metazoa; Mollusca; Bivalvia; Ostreida; Ostreidae.